UUCCAAUCUUCCAAUACAAAUACAAAGUAAUUGUAGACCCCAAUUUUUAUCUACUCCAAUCAAAAACAACACCUACUCAUAACUAUCCCGUAACAAACUCGAACAAACGCUUCAAGAUACCUAUGUUCGCACAGCAUCAGGUACGCGGAUAUAGAAUCCAGAGACAAGCAACGAGAUAGAAAAAAGGAGGGGGAGAGAGAGAUGAAAACGUUUUCGCAUUGCCAUGGCGAUAUUCGUCGACAAUAAAUUUCUGCCUUGACACCCCACGAAAAUAAUCAUCACAUGCUCCAUCUUUCAACAAUAGUCCACGAACUCCAGAAUGCGCUCCUAUCCUUCUGAGGCACAACCUGACCGCCUUGGUAACUAUUAUUCUUAUUACGUUUCCGAUACUCUAAUAGAUCGAUUACGCCAACCUAGCGUGAUCGUGCCGCUACUCCUCCUCUUAUUUACCAUCUUCUACCAAUAUCUCCAUACUUCGCCCUUCUCGCAACCACGGAAUCCGGCAGAGGUACUUUGGGACUUUAUAGUAACGAUCACUCCUGCGAGCGUACUCUAUGCUAUCGACAGUUGGCUCCAUCCACCAAUAUUCCCGAUUCCGGGGUCUAUGCUAUCAAAUCAAUCUCGAUCGCACGACGCUAAGAGCGAGCUUCUUAAACGAAUUCUUGGGAUGGGUGGGCCAGGUAACAUAAUAACAUCUGUAGCCGAUGCUGGCAUAAGAAGUCUCUCUAGUUUAUCAAACACUACAUUUGUCAAACAUAACACCGACCGGCCUCCCGGCCUAGGAAAUUACGAUAAUUCCUGCUUCCAGAACAGCAUCCUUCAGGGACUAUCGUCGCUAAGACCAUUUCCGUUAUAUCUUGCCAGGGGUCUCGAAAGAGAUGGUUCUAGGAGUGAUGGGGAGUUAGGCUCAGCCAGUUCAUUGCGGGAUCUCAUCUCGAAGUUAACGGGCGAUGACUAUAAUGGGAAGACCUUAUGGACACCCGGAAAGCUAAAAUCCUUAGAUACGUGGCAACAGCAAGAUGCGCAGGAGUACUUCUCUAAGAUACUAGAUGAAGUUGAAAAGGAAAUUAUGAAAAAAGUAAAACCUAUCUCCCAUUCGCCCGGGUUCGAAGCGACUGGUAUUAGAGAUGAUACGGAGGACAGUCAGCAUAGUGACGAUAGUGGAUACCAGUCGCUACCAACCCUUUCUAAAGCCGGAUCUGAUGCUAGACUUCUAAGACACCCCCUUGAGGGCUUACUGGCACAGCGAGUAGCAUGUGUUCAAUGUGGCUAUUCCAACGGGCUUUCUCUGACCCCGUUCAACUGUCUUACUCUUAAUCUUGGCCUCGAACAGACAGAACACGAUCUAUACGAGCGGCUAGAUUCCUAUACAGAUUUAGAGACUAUCGAGGGGGUUGAAUGUGCCAAGUGUACGCUACUAAGCUAUCAAAAGCUGCUUAAACUCCUCCAGUCUCGUAGGAAAGAAGACGCGACGGAAACCGAAUUACGAAAGCUAAAUUCUCGGUUAGAGGCCGUGGAACUUGCUCUUGAGGAGGACGAUUUCCAAGAAACCACCCUGAAGGACAAAUGCGAAAUACGUAAACGCGUCAAUUCUACCAAGACUAAACAGGUAGCCAUAGCGCGAUCCCCCCAGAGUCUUGCGAUUCAUAUGAAUCGCUCGGUGUUUGACGAAAAUACAGGCCAGAUGUUCAAGAACCUCGCAGCAGUACGAUUUCCGAAGACGCUUGACCUUGGACCAUGGUGCCUAGGAAGUGCCAGCGGACCAGUUAAUCCCAUUCAAGAGGUAAAUUCUGCAGACAGUUCCUCGGAAGACGAAGAGCAAUGGGUUACAGAUCCGAAGCUGUCGAUGGUUUCAGGCGACAUGAAACCUUCUAAGAUCAGUGGUCCACUUUAUGAGUUACGCGCAGUCAUAACCCAUCAAGGACGACAUGAAAAUGGCCAUUAUGUAUGUUAUCGAAGGCACCCCUGUAAGCCGUCAAAACUUGAGGACGAAGAAUCCGACUCUGGUAUUGGGAGCGAGAGUAACGCAGAAGAUGACCAAAGCACACUGGUCGAUGGAGACUACGGUGGGUGCACCAGCUCGGAUUCCGUCGCAAAAUGGUGGCGUCUAAGUGACGAGACAGUGUGGGAAGUAUCUGAAGAGACUGUCUUAGCACAAGGCGGAGUCUUCAUGCUUUUCUACGAUUGUGUCGAUCCAAACUCGGUUCUUGUUUCUACAAUUCAGCAUCAUGAAGAAGAAGAGGCGGAGUCGUGCAACGAUACCUUCAUGCCUCUCGAGGGCCAAGAUGUUGAUAAUGUUAUAGAAACAGACGACAUUGAGAAGUCAGGGGAUGAGCUACUGGAAAAUGAUGAACAGUCUGAAGAUAUACCAUUGAUCGAGGAGCUUCCAGACGACGUCGCGAACCAGUCGAGUGAUAAUAGCCCCAAGAUCGAGGCCAAUGGUACACAGCCUCGAGAACCGAUAUCUGCAGGGUCGAGUCUCAUCCCACCUCUUAGGGAAGGCGAAAAGGUGGACUCUAGCAUUCCCCUUCACUGGCCUAACAGUUAAUGACGAAUGGAAAUACUCGGGUUUUUCUUGGGCUAGCUUACUAUAACAGCUGGAUGAUAACGGGCAAUGAAUGUAUUAUAAUAGCCUCCUUCUUUGCAUAGCUACGGCGUUCUGGCGGAGUUGGCCAUAGAAGGCUUUUCAGGCUUUGUAUUUAGCCAUGAUGCAGCGGGCAUGUACUUAUUCAGGCGUGUGUACCCUUUGGUGACAACCCCUGGAGAGGGUUGGCAAACAACUUAAACCUCGUCGUUCUUUUUUGUUUAUUAGCAUCAGUGGAACACUAUGUUCCAUCCCACGCCAUCAUUCUAGCUCUCUAUUAGAUGGCUGUUUUGUACAAUCUAAAGGCUGGGACGGAGUGCAAAUGAAUCACUAGGUUGGAGCAUUGGAUACGUAGAUAGACAUACAUCUAUUCUAUCUGUACUUAGUUACGUUGAUCAUAUCGGGCAAAAUGUAACGAGACACGUCAACUAUGGCA
This is a messenger RNA of Daldinia caldariorum, 3020 nucleotides long. Its product is annotated as cysteine proteinase. The record is from RefSeq and is a predicted model, not a curated record. Gene Ontology annotation, cellular component: nucleus; cytosol. Lineage: Eukaryota; Fungi; Ascomycota; Sordariomycetes; Xylariales; Hypoxylaceae. Bases 320 to 2548 code for a protein of 742 amino acids. Gene Ontology annotation, molecular function: cysteine-type endopeptidase activity; cysteine-type deubiquitinase activity. The transcript has a single exon. Gene Ontology annotation, biological process: protein deubiquitination.